Molecule: messenger RNA, 3568 nt
Organism: Monodelphis domestica (gray short-tailed opossum)
Lineage: Eukaryota; Metazoa; Chordata; Mammalia; Didelphimorphia; Didelphidae
Source: RefSeq, a predicted model, not a curated record
ACUAGUGGAGUGGGCUAGUUCCGUUAAGCUCAAAGACUAAGAAUAGCCCAGGUCCAGCCUAGGUAAGUGCGACAUGCUCAUCAUUGGAAGACUGAAGGUGGCAAACUCUUUGUGCACCAAGAUCCAUGGACUCUAACAGUGCUGAUCUAUUUAGGACAUCCCUAAUGGCUUUAAUUUUUAAAAAUUGGAAAGCAGACACCUCCCCAAUCAGAUUUUGUUCAUCUGCCCUUCUUGGCCUCCUCCUCUCCUUUCCCUCAAAAUGACAUCAGGGUAAAAAGAAGUCCUUUAAUCUAUGAAGGAAUAGUGUCAUGAGAGUGUGCGCUCAUCAGGAAAGUUGAAUGACUACUCUGGAGGAGCAAGGAGUGUGGUAUUCAGUGGCUCUAGAUAAUAUAAUUGAGGAUCCUGAACUAAAAGAUUCCAUUCUUAUUCAAAAAAGUAUCAUGGCUGAACCUGACUACAUAGAAGAUGACAAUCCUGAAUUAAUCAAGCCUCAAAAAUUAAUCAAUCCUGUCAAAAUUUCCCGGAAUCAUCAAGAUCUUCACAGAGAACUUCUGAUGAAUCAGAAAAGGGGUCUUGCACCUCAGAAUAAACCAGAGCUCCAGAGAGUGAUGGAGAAGAGAAAGCGAGACCAAGUGAUAAAGCAACAGAAGGAAGAGGAAGCCCAAAAAAAGAAAUCUGAUUUGGAGAUAGAACUACUGAAACGGCAGCAAAAAUUAGAGCAGCUUGAGCUUGAGAAACAGAAGAUUCAAGAGGAGCAGGAAAAUGCCCCAGAAUUUGUGAAGGUGAAGGGAAACCUGAGAAGAACAGGCCAAGAAGUGGCAGAAGUCCAGGACUCUUAGGCAUACACUGUGCAAAAACUUGGAUUCUAGCCCCAGGCUGCAGAGAGAACGUUCCUGUAGGAUCAUCUCCAGUGCUGCUUCCUCUUGAGCCAAUAGUAGCAUGGAGAGACAUUUGUUUUUUGAGAAAAUGCCAGCCAGCAGAAGUUUUCAUUUUUAAAAGGGGUUAUGUUGUUUAUCAUUUUCUCUUUGAAUCUGGGGGGAUGUUGACUGAUAGCUGCAGUUCAGAUUCGCCAAAUGAAAUAUGUUGACCAGCAGAUAAGCAGCUGAUUGUUGGUAUAACAGACUUGUCUUCAGAGACUCAAAGGAAAGGAUGAGGACACUGGAGUUUGUUAAAUGUUGCACUACUUGGUUUCUUCCAACCUAACUGUAGUGGGGACAAAGUAUUUUUAUUUUUUCUUCCUUGAAAAAAUAUUAUUUUUCUAACUCUUAGUUAUCGUUUAAAGAAUUUAGCUUACGCAGGAAUGUGCUUAAUCUGUUACUUUUCAUAACUGUGAUCCUGGUUUGGAAGGCCUAAAAAUCUUAACGUGGAUUAAAUCUUAAACAACAUGUGAGUGUGAAAAAAAGUAUUCAUUUGUACUGAAUGGUUAGCCAUGAUUGUAUCUCAUUGACCUGAGAUUUACCAAAUUUGGAAGCAGUGAGGAAGUUUUACCAUCUGAACUCUGAACCAAUUUUAGGAAAACCAAAUUCUGCAAUACCUUUGAUUAUGUAACUUUUUUCUUUUUUCCAGUCAUUUCUGUUCUGAAGCAGCAAUUAACAUUCCAACUCAAAGAAGGGUAUUUGACAUAUUCUCUGAUAGUUUGAUAGCGUAGUUUGUCCCUCAGCAUUUUCUUUUCUUGUUCUUUCCAGCUCAUUUGUUUAGGCAAAAUGUUGGGAGUCUGUAGACCCAAGUUCAGUGUUACAAGUAGAGGUCAUGAUUCUUUAAUGACUUUGGUCUUCUUUUCGCCACAUGGGGAGAAUCCCAAGUGGGAGCUCUGUAGCAAGAUAUUAUUUUAGCUUAAUAUGUGAUUCAAGUGUGAACCGGUCUCAAGGAGACUUACCUUAGAAGAUUUUCUUGCAUUUGUACAUUUUGAAUGUUGUUAGAACUGAAGCUUUGAAAAUUUCUGAUUAAUGAUCACAUAUGCCUUUACUCCUUUUUUUCCUGUAAAGGCAGCAUAUUACCACUGUCUCAUUGAUAAUGACUACUAAAUUCCCUCUCUCAGGAAAAGCCAAGGUUAAGGGAGAGACUGCUAAGAUUCCCUUUGCUAUCCAGAACACUGUUGUGAAGCAAAAUCCCAAUCAUAAACUACAGCUAAAUUUUAUGCAAAUGUAUUUUCUAUCCCUGGCCUUGUGCAGGAGUGCCUCCCACUGGGGAUGGAAUUGGGGAAAAUGUAGCUUUGGUAUUGUUCUCUGUCUAGGAGAGAGAGCCAGUGACUUCUCUGGGCAAGAUGCUUUUCUUGCCCGACUUCAACCUUGCAGCCAUUUGAACGCCUUGAAAACUAUAAUGAAAAUUAGCAUCAUUGAGGAAUAUUCUGUAGGACAGGAUUUGAAAUCCUCAAGUGAGCAGCAUAGCACAAAUCCAUAAAGUUACAAUAUGCAGAUAGAGGAUGAAAUUAUAUAUAGGAAAUUCUCUUUGAAAUAGAUUAUCCAGUUCAUCAGUGAGGAUUAUUGAUACAGAAUACAAAUGUCAUUAUUAGGCAGAAAUGUUCUUUUCUCCUGUUAGUUUUGUCUUUGUAAAAUGAAAUGGCGAUAGCUGAGAUUUUCCUCCUAUUUCUCUCCUGCUUUUGAGAAGAGGAAGAGGCGACGACGGAUCAGCUCAAGAGCACAUUUCCAUGUCAUAUUGAUUCGGGUUUCUUCCUUUUGUGUGUGGGGUUGUUAAUGGAGCGAUUUAUAACACAAGCAUUUAGGACAAGUCCACAGCUGGAUCUUAGAUCUUUAGAUCUCUACACCUGUGGUAAAUGUCCCAUUUGACACCUUUCCCGAGCUGGUCAGAUUGAAGAGACAUUCAUCUGCUUUGCCUCCUCAGCAUAGUCCUUUAAAAGGCUUAUGUUAUGCUUCAUUUUCUUUACUCUAUUGAAGCUUAUUCUCCCAUAGUGGUGGGGAGGAGCAACAGUGGAUUGGUGUUUUCCUCCCCCAGUUGACUAGCAGGUAUGCUGAGGUAUGCUGAAUGGUUUUCAGCCUAAUAGACAAAAAUGCCUCAAAACAGCCCUGUAAAUAGAGUGUGAAAGUGAGGUUUGUUGUUACAAAACAAGUAGAAUGCAUAGUUAAGAGUUCAUCCUAGAAUCCUGAUAGGCCCAGCCUAGAAGUCGGAGUUAAAACAUGGCAAGCAAAAUUUCCCUUCAAAUCAAAAUGCUGUACAACUCAGUUAGAAUUUGUAGAAGUAUUCUGAGCAGUUCUGUUUAUUGAGCCAUUUUCUGAUUUUGCAAUAGUCCAGCAACUUAUGUUAACUGCUUUUCUGUCCUCUUAAAAUAUUUGAAAGUUUUGUUGUCUCCCACUUUGAUAGCAUGGUAACAAAUUCGUGUUGCUUUCUAAGCUACACUAUAACUUUAUUCUUCUAUUCUGAAAAAUCUUGACUGGUUUGAGUGUAUAUAAUAUAUAUAAAGGGAGCCUUAACGGGUUUGUUUUCAUAAUUUAAUAUUUUUUGUAUUUGCUCUUGUAUAAUUGUUUUUAACUGAAAGUAUUACAGAAAUGAGGGUGGAAUACUUAGAACCAAAGUUAUGCUUAAUAAAAAUCUACUACGUGCUUGAACUAUA